AUGGUCGGCCGCCACCCUCGUCCCAGGGCCCCGCUCCUGGGCAUCCUGCUCUUGCUGCUGCUGCUGCUGCUGCUCCGGCCCGGCACAUCGGGCGCCCUCGCCCGACGCGGUGUCUCCCCCCCGGGCCCGGCGCCGGUGUCCCUGGCGAUGGCCGACGCCCCGGGACCGGCCAGCCCCACGGCCGACCCGCCAGCAUGCCACCCCACCUGUGCCCAGUGCUUCGGGCCCACCGGGCAGGACUGCCUCCGGUGCCCGGACGGGCGGGCCCUCCACCAGGGGGCCUGCCUGCCGGCCUGCCCGGCCGGCUUCUUCCCCACCCCCUCCACCGAGGGCACCCUCUGCCGGAGCUGCCACACAUCGUGCGCCGGCUGCAUCGCCUCGGACGCCGGGGCCUGCACCGCCUGCCAGCCGGGGCUGGUGCUGCUCGAGGGCCGGUGCCAGCCCGGGGCCUGCCCGGCCGGCACCUUCCCCGACCCGACGUCCGACAGCGCCCCCUGCCGCGCCUGCCACCGGUCGUGCUCCACCUGCACCGGGCCGGAUGCCGGGCACUGCCUCUCCUGCCCCGGGCAUGCGGUGCUCACCGGCGAUGGGGCCUGCCGGCCGGCCUGCCCGGCCGGGCACUACCUCUCCCCCGAUCGGGUGCCCUCCUGCCGGGCAUGCCAUGCCACGUGCGCGGCCUGCCGGCACGGCCAGGCGGCCGACUGCACCGCCUGCCCGGCCGGCCGCCAGCUGUCCCUCGGCCGGUGCGUGUCCCCCUGCGGCCCGGGGGCCACCCUCCACCAGGAGGCCUGUGUCGCCUGCCAUGCCUCCUGCACCGAGUGCUCCGGCCCCGGGCAGGGCCACUGCCUGGCCUGCUCGGCGGGCCUCUGGCUUGGGCCCGAUGGCCGGUGCCUGGGCCAAUGCCCGGCCGGGUGGUUCCCCGAGCCGGCCCCCGGCCGCCGGUGCCUCGCCUGCCCGGCCCCCUGCGACCAGUGCGUCAGCUCCACCGAGUGCACCGUCUGCCGGGCGGGCUGGCAGCUGGACCCGGGGUCCAGCACCUGCCGGCCGGCCGCCGGGGCCUGUCCCCAGGGCCGGUACCCGGCCGCCGGCAAGUGCCUCCCCUGUCACCACUCAUGUCGCGCCUGUUCCGGCCCCUCGGAAGCCGAGUGCCUCCUGUGCCCGGCGCACCGGGUGCACUGGCCCGGCGCCGGGACCUGCCCGCUGGUCUGCCCGGCCGCCGAGUAUCUGGAGUCCGGCGACCCGCCGGACCCGACCGGCCGCCGGUGCGCCCCCUGUGCCCGCGGCUGCCGGGCCUGCGCCGGCCCCUCGCCCAGCGCCUGCUCCCAAUGCCAGGCCCCCUUCCUGCAGGUCGGCGACCAGUGUCUGGCCUCCUGCCCGGCCGGCUUCAUCCAAGUCCCGGACCUGACCCAGCCGGAUGUGGCCUCCUGCCGGGCCUGCCCGGCCCCCUGCACCGCCUGUGUGGCGGUCCUCCAGCAGGCCGGCGACCCGGCCUGCCUGGCAUGCUCCCCGGGAUAUGCCCUGGUGCCGGCCGCCCCGGGCGGCCCGGGGUCCUGUGUCUCCUGCCCGGCCCGGUGCCUGGAAUGCUCGGACCCGGCCCGGUGCCACCGGUGCGAGGCCGGCUUCCAGCCGGACCCCUCCUCCGGGGCCUGCCUGCCGUCCUGCCCCCCGGGGACCUGGUUCCACCCGACGGCCCGGGCCUGCCAGCCCUGCGCCGGCCCCUGCGCCCGGUGCCUCGACGCCCCGGACCACUGCACCGCCUGCACCCCGGGCACCUACCUCUCGCAGGGCACCUGCGCCGGCUGCCAUGCCUCCUGCUCCGAGUGCCAGGGCGAGGCCGCCUGCACGGCCUGCGCCCCGGGGCUCGUCUUCCCCGGCCCCCCCGGGCAGUCCCUCUGCACGGAUGCCUGCCCGGCCGGGCAAUUCGCCGACCUCCCGGCCGGCCGGUGUUCGCCCUGCGUCGGCCCCUGCGCCGAGUGCCUCGGCGCCGCGGACCGCUGCACCGCCUGCCUGCCCGGGGCCUUCCCGGCCGGCGGCACUUGCGCCGCCUGCCACGGCUCCUGCGCCACCUGCCCCGGGCCCGAGGCAUGCGCCACCUGCGCCGAGGGGCACCUCUUCGCCGGGGCCCCCGGGCAGUCCCUCUGCCUGGCGGCCUGCCCGGCCGGCACCUUCCCCGACUCGGCCGCCGGCCGGUGCACCCCCUGCCAUGCCACCUGCGCCGCAUGCACCGGCGCCGCGCGGCAGUGCACCGCCUGCGCGCCGGGCUUCCGCCCGGAGGGGCCUUGGUCCGAGGCCGGCCGGUGCGUGGCCUGCCCGGAUGGGUGUGCCGGCUGCGACGCGGCCGGCCGGUGCACCGCCUGCGCGCCCGGGCUCCAGCUGACCCCGGCCGGGCAGUGCGCCUCCGACUGCCCGGCCGGGCACUACCCCCAGGCCGACGCCUGCCUGCCCUGCCACGAGUCCUGCGCCUCCUGCUCCGGGGCCCGGGCAUGCGGCACCUGCCAGCCGGGGCUCGUCUUCGCCAGCCCCGAUGGCCUGCCCUCGCUGUGUGUCUUCUCCUGCCCGGAGGGGCACUUUGCCGACCCCCAGUCCGGGCGGUGCGCCGCCUGCCAUGCCUCCUGCGCGGCCUGCACCACCGCCGCCGGCCAGUGCACCGCCUGCGCGCCGGCCUUCCGCCCGGAGGGGGCCUGGUCCACCGCCGGCCGGUGCGUGGCCUGCCCGGCCGGGUGCGCCGCCUGCGACCCGGCCGGCCGGUGCACCGCCUGCACCGGGGCCCUGCUCCUGACCCCGGGCGGGGCCUGUGAGUCGUCCUGCCCGGCCGGGCAGUUCGCCGCCUCCGGCCGCUGCCACCCCUGCCGGGCCCCCUGCGUCCAGUGCAUCGACACGGCCGACCACUGCAUCACCUGCAUCCGCGGGACCUUCCUCCGGGAGGCGGUCUGCACCGCGUGCGAUGCCUCCUGCGCGGCCUGCUCCACGGCCCAGGCCUGCAGCACCUGCGCCGAGGGGCACCUCUUCGCCGGGGCCCCCGGGCAGUCCCUCUGCCUGGCGGCCUGCCCGGCCGGCACCUUCCCCGACCCGGCCGCCGGCCGGUGCGCCCCCUGCCAUGCCUCGUGCGCGGCCUGCACCACCGCCGCCGACCAGUGCACCGCCUGUGCGCCGGCCUUCCGCCCGGAGGGGGCCUGGUCCGAGGCCGGCCGGUGCGUGGCCUGCCCGACCGCCUGCUCGGCAUGCGACCCGGCCGGCCGGUGCACCGCCUGCACCGGGGCCCUGCUGCUGGCCCCGGACGGCACCUGCGCCUCGGCCUGCCCGGCGCACACCUGGCCCGACACCGGGGCCCGCGUGUGCCGGCCCUGCCAGGCCCCAUGCUCCCGGUGCACCGGGCCCCGGGCCUGUGUCUCCUGCCUGCCCGGCACCUACCUCGACCGGGACGCCUGCCUGCCAUGCGACGCCUCGUGCGCCGCCUGCCCCGGGCCCGCGGCAUGCGACACCUGCGCCCGGGGGCUGCUCUUCGCCGGCGAGCCCGGCCACUCGCUCUGCCUGGCGGCCUGCCCGGCCGGCACCUUCCCGGCCGUCGACCGGUGCGCCGCCUGCCAUGCCACCUGCGCCGCAUGCACCGGCGCCGCGCGGCAGUGCACCGCCUGCGCUCCGCGCCACCGGCCCGAGGGGGACUGGCCGGCCGGCGGGGCCGGCGGCCGGUGCGUCCCCUGCCCGGCCGCCUGCACCGCCUGCGACCCGGCCGGCCGGUGCACCGCCUGCGCGCCCGGGCUCCAGCUGACCCCGGCCGGGCAGUGCGCCUCCGGCUGCCCGGCCGGGCACUACCCCCAGGCCGACGCCUGCCUGCCCUGCCAGGCCCCCUGUGCCGAGUGCACCGGGCCCGGGCACUGUCUCUCCUGCCCCCCGGGGGCCUUCCUCCAGCUGGACACAUGCGCCGAGUGCGAUGCCUCCUGCGCGGCCUGCUCCGACGGCCGGUCCUGCGAUGUCUGCCGGCCGGGGCACUUUUUCGCCCGGCCCGCCGGCCUGCCCGGCCUGUGCCUGGACGCCUGCCCGGCCGGCUCGCUGCCGCUGGCCGGCCACUGCACCCCCUGCCAUGCCUCGUGCGCGGCCUGCGCCACCGCCGCCGACCGGUGCACCCGCUGUGCGCCGGCCUUCCGCCCGGAGGGGGCCUGGUCCGAGGCCGGCCGGUGCGUGGCCUGCCCGGCCGGGUGCGCCGCCUGCGACCCGGCCGGCCGGUGCACCGCCUGCACCGGGGCCCUGCUCCUGGCCCCGGACGGCACCUGCGCCUCGGCCUGCCCGGCCGCCACCUUCCCCCACGACCGGGCCGUCUGCCUGCCCUGCGACCCGUCCUGCUCCCGGUGCACCGACGACCAGGCCUGCCUCGAGUGCGCCCCGGGGCUGGUCUUCCUCUCGCCCGACCCCGGGGCCCGGUCUCUCUGUGUGGGCACCUGCCCGGCGGGGUUCCUGCCCGAGGGCCCCCGGUGCCUGGCCUGCGUGGCCCCCUGUGCCCGGUGCACCGAGGCCCCGGACCGCUGCACGGCCUGCCUGCCGGGGCUCCGCCUGGCCGAGCCGGCCGAGCUGGCCGCCCAGCCGGCCGCCCAGUGUGUCCCCUGCCCGGCCGAGUGUGCCGGCUGCCUGCCGGACGGCCGGUGCACCGCCUGCCCGGAUGCCCCGGGCCCCGGGGCCCGGCCGGUCUUGUCGCCCUUCGGCCGAUGCCUGGCCCACUGCCCGGCCGGCUGGUAUGCCGACCCGGAGGCCGGCCGCUGCCGGCCCUGCAACGGCUCGUGCGCCACCUGCUCCGGGCCCUCGGCCUGCGACACCUGCCAGCCGGGGCUGGUGUUCCUGGCCCCGGGCGCCCGGCCGGCCGAGGCCCCUGACCCGGCCCCCCCCGGGCCCGGGGGCACCCUUUGCACGGACGUCUGCCCGGCCGGCCAGGUCCCCGGCCGGACGCCCGACCCGGCGGCCAGCCCGCAGUGCGUCCCCUGCGCCGGGGCCUGCGCGACGUGCGUCCACACCCCGGACCAGUGCGUGGCCUGUGCCCCCGGGCACCGGCCGCACACGCCCCACGACCUGCCCGGCGCCUGUGUCCCCUGCCCGACCGGCUGCCACGACUGCCUGGACAAUGGCCGGUGCUUGGCCUGCCUGCCGGGCUCCGGCCUGGUGUUGACCCCGGCCGGGCGAUGUGCCGCCGCCUGCCCGGACGGCUGGUUCGCCUCCGGCCACGGGCACUGCCUCCGGUGCGCCGACGAAUGUGCCACCUGCACCGGGCCGCUGCCGGCCCACUGCACGGCCUGCCGCCCGGGCGCCAGCCUCCUGCCGGCCCCCGGCCCCGGCCACUGUGCCACCCCCUGCCCGGCCGGCCACUUCCGUGAUGACACCUCCCCCGAGUGCCGGGCCUGCCACCGGGACUGUGCCUCCUGCACCGGGCCCACCUCGGGCCACUGCGUCGAGUGCUCGGCCCCCGGCCUCCUCCAGCUGGAUGGCCACUGUGUGGACGCCUGCCCCGACAGCUUCUUCCCCCAGGCCGGCCGCCGGUGCGUCCGGUGCCAUGGGGCCUGCCACGCCUGUGCCGGGCCCGGCCCGGGGGACUGUCUCUCCUGCCCGGCCGGCCUGGUGGCCCUGAGCCUGGUGGCCGCCGGCCGGCCGCGCGCUUGCGGCAGCUUCUGCCCGGCCGGCUCGGCUCUCGACCCGGAGGCCGUGGCCUGCCGCGCCUGCCCGGCCGACUGCCCGCAGUGCGACGCCGCCGGCGUCUGCCAGGCGUGCGGCCCCGGGUGGCUGCUUGCCGCCGGUGCCCCGGCCUCCGCCGGCAUCUCCGCCCCCCUGGCGGGCCCGGGCCCGGGGCCGGGCCCGCCGCAACCCGCAUGCAUCCGCGGGCCCGACUGUCCGGCCGGCGCCGCGCCGCACGGGACCCGGUGUCUUGCCUGCGCCGCCGGGUGUGCCACCUGCGCCGGGCCCGAGGCCGACCAGUGCCUCACCUGUGCCCCGGGCUUCGACACGCCCUUCGAGGGGGCCUGCCUGGCCGCCUGCCCCCAGGCCGGGUACUUCCCGCAUCCGCGCACCGGCCAGUGCGUCGGCUGCCAUGCCUCCUGCCUCGCCUGCACAUCCAUCCAGGAGGACGCCUGCACCGCCUGUCCCCCGGACCAUGCUCUCUGGCAGGGCACCUGCCUGGCCGCCUGUCCGGCCGGCACCUUCCGCCAGGCCCCCGACUCUCCGGACGCCUCGGGCUCUUCGGGCCACCAGGACGCCCCGGGCUCUUCGGGCCACCAGGACGCCCCGGGCUCUUCGGGCCACCAGGACGCCCCGGGCUCUUCGGGCCACCAGGACGCCUCGGGCUCUUCUGACCACCAAGGCGCCCCGGCCCCCCCCGGCAUGCAGGACGCCCCGGUCCCCUCCGGCUACCGGUGCAUCCCCUGUGACUCGGAGUGUGCCGGGUGCGAGGGCCCGGGCCCGGGCCACUGCACAGGCUGCCCGGCCGGGCGCCUGCUCGGGCCCGAUGGCCAUUGCCUCGACGAGUGCCCGACCGGCUUCGGGCCCUGCCAUUCGGACGGCCGGUGCAUCCGCUGCCCGGCCGGCUGCGCUCGCUGCCAGCCGGCCCCGGACCAAUGCCAGUCGGGCGUCUGCCUGGCCUGCCAGCCCGGGCUCUUCCUCGGCCUCGACAGCCAGUGCCACGACGCCUGCCCGGUGGGGGAGUUCCCGCCGGCCAGCGUGCCGGGCCAGUGCUUCCAGUGCGCCAAGGCGUGCGCCUCCUGCGCCUCCUCGGCCGAGGCGUGCACCUCCUGCGCCGAUGCCGACCACUGGCUGGUCCUCGGCACCGGCGAGUGCACCCGGGCGGCGUGCCCGGAAAUGGGCUUCGCCACUUUCCACGACCCGGCCAUCGGCCGCGUGUGCAUCCCCUGCCAUGUGGCCGGGUGCGAGUUUUGUUCCCUGCCUCCGGCUGCCGACCCGGGCUGCCGGCGUCUGGCCGACCGGGGCAUCACCUGUCCGGACCUUGACCGCUGUGACCGCUGCGCCUCCGGGCGAAGCAUCCUCCCCGGGGGCCAGGCCGCCGACCAGUGUGUGCUCGCCUGCCCCGGGGGCUUCUUCAGCUCCUCCACCCCGGGCAGCGGCGCCCUCCGGUGCAUGAACUGUGCCCCGGGCUGCAACCACUGCCAGGGGCCGCUGCCGGUCGACUGCCUCGACGAACGGCCCGAGCCCUCUUCUCGGCCGCUCGCCCUUGGUCUCGGCAUCGGCAUCGGCUCCGCCCUGCUCAUCCUGCUGAUCAUCGGCGUCAUCGUGCUGGUCAUCGUCCGGCGUCACCGGGCUCCACACUUGCUACUGCCCAAGACCACUGCCCCGGAUUACGACGCGACGGUCCUUAAUACCUUGCCGGAGCUCAGCAUGCCCGGCGCGGCCCUCGUCUCCGCCGACUACGACUUCAUCCCCAUCGAGGAGGGCAAGCUCGGCGAGGGGGCCCAGGCGUCGGUUUACUCGGCCCGCGUGGUCGGCGACGGCCUGAUCUCUCGACUCCGCUGCCCGGCCAUCGUGGCCAUCAAGCGCAGCAAGGAAUCCAUCCAGGACGACCUUCGCGACUUCCUCUUCCAAAAUGAGAUCUCCCUCAUGUGGCUCGCCCGCGGCCAGCCCAACAUCGUCCAGAUCUUCGGGUACUCCGAGCGCCCGCAGGCCCUGAUCAUGGAGAAGUUCGACUCCUGCCUACAGACGCUGCUCUUCUCCGGCGUGGCCCUCGCCAUGGACGAGUCCCUGGAUCUCAUGGCCGACAGCCUGCGCGCCUUCGAGACCCAGCAGCCCAUCCUCCCGGCACUCUACCUCCAGUCGGAUGUCUACUCCACGGCCGUGCUCCUGUGGGUGAUCCUCGCCCGGCGCGCCCCGUCCCAUGAAAAGCACCGGAAGAAGAUUUCCCGCGAUACACAGGCCGGCUGCCGCCCCGCCCCAGGGCCGGUCUUCGACCGUUGGACCGCCCCAGACGACCGAGCCGCUGCCGACCGGGUCCUGGGCCUGGUGGAGCGGGCCUGGGCCGCGGAUCCAACGCACCGACCCACGGCCGGCGCCCUGCACCGGGUCCUGGUGGACAUCCGCGCCGGCAUGGCCGGGCCUGCCCCGGCCCAGGCCGAGAGCGGCCCACCCCCCGGCCCCGGGUGAGCCCUUAGCCAUGGCCUUUUCCUCGG
Messenger RNA from Fonticula alba, 8150 nucleotides. RefSeq lists its product as hypothetical. The record is from RefSeq and is a predicted model, not a curated record. Bases 1 to 8124 code for a protein of 2707 amino acids. Gene Ontology annotation, molecular function: protein binding. Lineage: Eukaryota; Rotosphaerida; Fonticulaceae. The transcript has 8 exons.